Messenger RNA from Physcomitrium patens, 1231 nucleotides. RefSeq names its product proteasome subunit alpha type-7. The record is from RefSeq and is a predicted model, not a curated record. Gene Ontology annotation, cellular component: proteasome core complex, alpha-subunit complex; proteasome core complex. Lineage: Eukaryota; Viridiplantae; Streptophyta; Bryopsida; Funariales; Funariaceae. Gene Ontology annotation, biological process: ubiquitin-dependent protein catabolic process.
AGUGAGUGAGUGUGUGGGGUUUGUUAGUUGCUUGGAGGCUACUCCGGCUGCCUUCGAUCGCACACUCCAGAGCUCUGUUAGGGUUUCCCGUUCGGAGCCUGGUUUGGGAGGGAGCGGAGAUUGAAUUGGACAAUUCAGGAGCCCUAAACCCACGGUUGUGUUUUGUUUUUGUUUUUGUGUUGUUUUUCUUUUUGGUGCUCGGUUGAUAGGAGCUGGGAGUAAUGGCGCGAUACGAUAGAGCAAUUACUGUGUUCUCGCCUGAUGGUCAUCUCUUCCAGGUAGAGUAUGCUUUGGAAGCUGUGAGAAAGGGAAAUGCAGCAGUCGGGGUGCGAGGCACUGACACCAUUGUGUUGGGCGUGGAGAAGAAAUCCACUACUAAGUUGCAAGAUGCCCGCACCGUGUGGAAGAUCUUGAGAUUAGAUGAGCAUGUAUCGCUCGCCUUUGCAGGCCUCACUGCCGAUGCUCGCGUCCUCGUCAACCGUGCUCGAAUUGAGUGUCAAAGCCAUCGUCUGACAGUAGAAGAUCCUGUGACUGUCGAAUACAUCACCUGCUUCAUCGCUGGAUUACAGCAAAAGUACACUCAAAGUGGCGGAGUGCGUCCCUUUGGCAUUUCCACACUGAUCGCGGGGUUUGAUCCUUGCACGGGCGUACCUGCCCUCUACCAAACCGAUCCCUCUGGAACCUUCUCAGCUUGGAAAGCCAAUGCUACGGGCCAUAACUCAAAUUCUGUCCGUGAGUUUCUGGAAAAGAAUCACACCGAGACAUCAGGCGCUGAGACUGUCAAACUAGCCGUCCGAGCGCUUCUUGAGGUGGUAGAGAGCGGUGGUAAAAACAUCGAAAUAGCAGUAAUGACCAAGAACAAGGGCUUGCGUUUGCUAGAUGAAGCAGAGGUUGAGGAGAUUGUGGCUGGUAUAGAAGCUGAGAAGAUUGCUGCUGAAGCAGCUAAGAAGGGCCCUCCUCGUGAUCAGUAGGCUACAGGUUAUAUUGCUCAUAGAGAGGCUUAUUUUCCGAGAGCGUCGUCCAGGUUAAAGCUUACUUUUAGAAUCAUUUCAGUUGGUCGAUGAAGUCCACCCCAGUUUAUGUAAAAUGCAAGUUCUGACUUACACUCAAGUGUAUGUGACGUGCUCCACACAAAUCAUGACGUCAAUAUUUGUAACCUUUCAUUUGGGACGAACGCCUUGUACACUACUUUAUGAUACAGAUGGCACUGAAGCCAAUAUAAUUUCGAGUC